AAUCUAGAAAGAAAAACAAACAUAUCAAAUAUGUAUGUGUUAUUGUGUGUUAAAAAUAGUCACACGUUCCUUCCGAGCUGAGUCAUGACAUGGUGUGUUUAAACCUGUCUUACUUGAAAGCUUGAAGCCUUGAGUCCACGGAGCAAAAGAGGCGGAAAUAGAGGUUAUGUACUGAUUCUUAACUAUACAUCAUGGAUGAUAGCAGUGAUACUGACUGAGAAAUUAAGUUAUUAAUUAUUUCCAUAUUUUCUAUGUAUACAUAUCAAGGUGUCUGUAUGAAAAAUAUAUAUUUUAUUUAUUUUUGUAAUAUGGGCACAUAUGUGUAAUACUCUUUAUUCUUUCUGUUUUUAUAUUUUCUCUAAAUAUAAAAUAAAAAUUUGAUCACAAAAAAAACAGUGCAGUUGUAAUUUGGAAACCAACACAGUCAUAAUGACGCAUGAGAAUGUGUGGUGUGGGAGAGAUAAACGACUGACAACAGAAAAACAAAAUAAAGUGUGUUUUUCUUUCAGUUUCUUUUCUCUCAGUUUUGAUUAUUGAAAACUGUUAUCGGCAAACUGAUGAAAUACUAAGGAGAAGAAGCAAAACUUAAGGAAAACUGGGAAAUGGAACCGAAAAGGAAAACAGGAUUUAAGUUUCAUUUCCUCCUACUUUUUUUUUUUUUUUUAUGGCUGUGCAGCUGUUUUUCCUUCUUCUUUUUUUAGGAGCAGUUGAUUCGAAACUACGGUGGCCCUGAAGGUCAAAACACAACAUUUCACAAAACACUACUGAGAUGUCGUUAAUGUUAUGUUUUGCUGAAAUGUUCAAACCCAAUAGAAGCGUGUUUGGAUUUUUUUUUUUUUUUUAGCUUUUUGGCACAUGUUUCUGAGGGUAAUACUACAUUAUUAUAGCUGCUGUUGUACUUUUUAUUAUUAUUAGUCUUUAGAUACUAAUGUGUACUAUUGCAUUUCAUCUUAUGUAUCUAUAUCUAUAUAUCUAUAUUACCUAUGAUAUAUGAUAAUAAUUAAAAUUAUUGUUAUACUUACUGUUAUACUGCUGCUAAGUAUAAUUAUAUUUUAUGUUGCAUCGUUGCAUUGGCUCCAUGUUUCACACCUUAAAUGUUCCAGAUACAUUUCACGUGCUACAGUUUCAUGUUUUUUUAUUAUUAUUAUUAUUCAAAAUGCAUUAUGAUGUCAUUCUUUCUCACUUGAGCCCAAAGUCCAUACAUUUCUAUCUGUCCAACAGGGUGGUUAGCUCCGAGGCAGGUAGCUGUACAGGUGUACAGGUUGCCUAACAAACGGAUGACUAGUUACUUGGGUUGAGACUUAGUUAACCGAAUAGGUAGUUUGUCUCACGCCAGAGGACACCUGUGUCUCACUGGCCGUCCCCAUUCUAUUUGCAUCCGACCAGCAGAUGAAAAGUAGCUGCCUUGUUAUCCACGUUAUUUGCAAGUUGCGAAAUGUAUAUCUUCAGACUGAGUUCAGUUUGGACAGAAUUGUUUCCCGCUUUUCACCAUGGCAGCGCAGUGGCUUCGUCCUAUAUUUCCAUUGACCCUGGCUGUGAUUUUCACGUCCACAGCUGAAUGCAGUGACUUCACGGUGAACUGCUCUGAGCCGACCCAGACAUCCCUGCUGGAUGCUCUGACUCCGGUCUUUAACCUCAGCACCAUACGGCCCGUCAUGAACAUGUCGACCUGUACCAACAUCAGCACCUCAUUCACCUUGUAUGGAAUUCUAGGCGUAGAUGAAAAGGCUCAACUCUUGAACACCUAUCUUUGGAUAAAUUAUUGGUGGGUGAAUGAGUUCAUCAGCUGGGAUCCAGACCAGUGUGGUACCGACAAAAUUGCUCUGCCCAGAGAUAAAUUUUGGAUGCCGGAUAUUGUCAUCAAUGAGUUCAUGGAUGAAAACACAGCACCUUAUGUUCCGUACAUUUACAUACACAGCGAUGGCACAGUUCGUGACGCUCAGCCGGCCAAAGUUGUCAGCUCCUGUAACCUUGAUAUUUAUAACUUCCCCUUUGACGUGCAGAACUGCACACUGACCUUUAACUCCUACCUCCACUAUGCGUCAGAUAUUCAACUUUUUUUGGCAAAAGGUGCCGAAGACAUCACAGAGCACUCCAAGCAUGUCAUGACCACCAUGGGGGAGUGGGAGCUGCUGGACAUCACCACCAACAAGAUCAGGGCACACCAGCAUGACAUGAUGUACAUCGACGAGCUGAUAUUCCAUAUCUCAGUGAGACGCAGAUCCACUCUGUACGUGGUGAACCUGCUGAUCCCCAGCUGCUUCCUGAUCACAGUCGACCUCUUCAGUUUCCUGCUGCCUCCUCAUACUGUGGACAGAUCCUCCUUCAAGAUGACCCUCAUCCUGGGCUACACCGUCUUCCUGCUCAUCAUGAACGACCUGCUGCCCAUCACUGGGAACAAGAUACCGCUCAUAAACGUGUUCUUCUCUCUGUGCCUGGCUCUGAUGGUGGCCAGUCUUCUGGAGACGAUCAUCAUCACAAACCUGCUGUGUGGCUCUGCCAAAGUGUCUUCUCUCCCUCACUGGAUCCAAGUGUUUAUUUUCCAAAUUCUAGGCAGACUUGUUUGUCUGCCUUACAAGCCUAAAAGCUCAGAACCGGAGCAAAGAUCCGCAGAGGCAAAACCUGCGGCUGAAGGGAAGACUCCAGAACAGAUUCAGGGUCCAGAAAUGGAAGAGAAGGCCGUGCAGGAGCUGAAGAGUCUGAGCAAGGACCUCCAGGCUCUGCGCCUGCAUGUGGAGCAGCACUUUGGUGGAAGUCAAAGUUCAGAGGAGUGGAUGCAGUGCUGCCCACCGAAAGUCAAGUCGUCUAAGCUUCUAUUCAUCCUCACCUUUCUGCUCAUGCAUGCUGGUUGCAGUUCCGUUGCACUGAACUGUUCUCGCCCCGACACGCUGGCUCUGCUGGAGGCUCUGACGCCGGUCUUCAAACUGAAUUCCAUUCGACCGGUGAUUAAUUCAUCUACACCGACCACCGUCGACAUCUCCUUCAUUCUGUUUGGCAUCUUAGGCGUGGAUGAAAAGGCUCAAAUUCUCAAAACCUUCAUUUGGCAAACUUUAACUUGGAAAAAUGAGUUCAUCAGCUGGGAUCCAGAAGAGUGUGGCUCCUCCUGGAUCACAGUUCCCAGAACUUUGCUCUGGGUUCCUGAUGUGGUCAUCAAUGAGUUUAUGGACCAGAACUCGGCUCCGUCUGCACCAUACUCCUACCUUAAUUCUGAUGGCCGGAUCUUGGACGCACAGCCUGUCAGAGUGAUCAGCUCCUGCAAGCUGGACAUCUACAUGUUUCCCUUUGACUUACAAAACUGCACUUUCAGCUUCAACUCCUACCUUUACUUUAAGUCGGAAAUCGAGCUUCAGUUAUCUAUAUCAGCAGAAACCGUAGAUAAGCUGUCUAAGGAAGUGAUCGCAACCAUGGGUGAGUGGGAACUUAUUGGCAUCACAGCGAAGAAGUUUGAAUUACCGAGCACACAGAAUGGCACCACGUAUGAGGAGCUACGCUUCUAUAUCUCAGUGAGGCGCCGUUCCACCAUGUACGUGGUGAACAUGCUGAUCCCCAGCUGCUUCCUCGUCACCGUCGACCUCUUCAGUUUCCUGCUGCCUCCACAGAGCGUGGACAGAGCCCUCUUCAAGAUGACCCUCAUCCUGGGCUACACCGUCCUGAUGCUCAACAUGAACGACAUGCUGCCCAUCACUGGGAACACCAUCCCCCUCAUAAACGUGUUCCUGUCUCUGUGCCUGGGUCUCAUGGUGGUCAGCCUCCUGGAGACUAUCGCUGUCACCAACCUGCUGCGUGGAUCUGUUCAUUACGCCCGACUUCCUCGGUGGAUCAGAGUGUUGGUUCUCCGUAUCCUGGGCCCUUUGGUGCGACUUCCUCUGAAGCCCAGCAGUCGGCAGGAGGACACGGUCAUCUCCAAUCCUGCAGCAGAUGUUGAAAUGAAACCGUCCAUUCGUGCGGAGCAGGAAGGAUCACUGAGUUCGGACGGAUCCCUGGUGGAGCUGAAGGUCCUGGGCACGGAGCUCCAGACUGUCAGACGUCUCGUGGACAAGGCGCUGAACCAGAGCCAGAGCUCAGAAGAGUGGAUCCAGGUGGGGCUGGUCAUCGACCGCCUGCUGUUCCUCCUCUACAUCGGCUUCUUGUUGGUCAGCUUCAUGACCAUCAUCAUUUUGUGGGCGAAGUCCAACAGCAUCACCUGAUAUAUGUCGCAAAUACAGAGUGGAUUUGUUUAAGACUGUGUGGUGUUUUCAAUCAUAAUUUUAAAAAUAAUAAUUAAUUAAAAACAUAUUUCAAUCAGCAAUUUUUAAAUAAAUUACUAGACAUUUCAUGCGAUUCACAGGUUGUCAUUAAUGUGUUGUAACAAUAGGUUUUGUUUAUUGUAGAAAAACAUCUAUUUUUAAUAUAGAAUAUGACAUAAAUAAACUAAUUAAUCAAUCAGGUGUGUAUUUAUGAAGUCUUUCAUCUUUUCAUUGAAACCAUGUGUCAGUAAAUACAGUUUAAUUACCUUUAGAUAAAUAAUCCUGUUUCUAAUGAUGGUGUUCUUAGGUAUACAAUCACUUUAAGCCUUUU
Molecule: messenger RNA, 4557 nt
Organism: Cynoglossus semilaevis (tongue sole)
Lineage: Eukaryota; Metazoa; Chordata; Actinopteri; Pleuronectiformes; Cynoglossidae
Product: 5-hydroxytryptamine receptor 3C-like
Exons: 20
Coding region: 1491-4187 (898 amino acids)
Biological process (GO): monoatomic ion transmembrane transport
Cellular component (GO): postsynaptic membrane
Molecular function (GO): transmembrane signaling receptor activity; extracellular ligand-gated monoatomic ion channel activity
Source: RefSeq, a predicted model, not a curated record